Molecule: messenger RNA, 882 nt
Organism: Mytilus trossulus (common blue mussel)
Lineage: Eukaryota; Metazoa; Mollusca; Bivalvia; Mytilida; Mytilidae
Exons: 3
Coding region: 245-808 (187 amino acids)
Source: RefSeq, a predicted model, not a curated record
GAAAGCAAAUAGUUGUGCAAAGCAAUACACACGAACAAUGAUAUUUACCUGUUAAACAUGGAUUCUAUAAACCUGUGUCAUAAAGUUGAAAUCUAAGAGAGCUUCGUACAAAGGUAUAUAAAAUACUGUUAUCAAACAUGAUAAUUAGGUUCAAAGUUCACAUAGUACGGACGAUAAUAUAGUAUAGUAAACACGAGGGAACGACUUAAAAUGAUAUCAAUUAUUAUAAAAAGGACUAUGAAAUAUGCCAAAAAGUCAUAAACGAUCGCCAAUUAUAACUCGGAAAACUUUGUAUUGGAUUCUUAGUGUAUCUGUUGUGUGUUAUUUAUUCCAUCUAUCUGUUGAUGUCCAAAAUUUGUCUAGAUUCGUUGAAGCUGAUCCCAACGAUGUUUUCUACCUCCUCAAAGAUCCAGUCAACCUUCUCAUUUUGCAUCCUAAAGUAGUUGAAAUACAGAUACUAGACAGACAUUCCCAGAUGACUCUGGACUUUGCAGAGUUUUACAUGACAGAACAGUUAUCCUUCGGAAAUUCGACAACUCUGGUUAAUAUGGUGGCAAAUCCUGUCGAUCGAUCAGUGUCUCUCAAAGUCAAUACAUUCCUCGAUCUAUUACACAUUUCUAUUGAUUGGAAAAUCCACAGUAAGAACAAAGGUACAAAGACAUACACUCAAAUAGAGGAAGAAAUCCGUGUCAAAUGUCCAAUGUUAUUCAAAUAUGUCAUUGGAGAUCUAUUGUAUGAGUAUCAUCAUAUUCUCAUGGACAGGAUUCAACUAAAAUACUCAUCUGAACCUAGUAUUGCUCUCAUGUGAUCUAGCAUAAUCUGUGAUAUUUUAUUAAAUUUUGUAAUAAAUGAAAGAAUUAAAAUGUUUGUGGCUAUUUCAAA